Molecule: messenger RNA, 2190 nt
Organism: Cuscuta epithymum
Lineage: Eukaryota; Viridiplantae; Streptophyta; Magnoliopsida; Solanales; Convolvulaceae
Source: the annotation of a GenBank genome assembly
AUCAAGCUAGCUCAUCCCUAAAUAUAUGACAGUCUUGCAGCUGAACUGAAGAAUAAUCCAAAUCAAAGAUGACAGAGAAAGAAGUCGUCCUCCCUAUGACCAUGAAUGGUCUCAGUCAAAGCGCAACAGGAUCCAAUAAUUCUCCUCCUAAUAAGAAAAAACGAAAUCUUCCCGGAAACCCAGAUCCAGGAGCUGAAGUGAUCGCUCUAUCGCCAAAGACUCUGAUGGCAACAAACAGGUUUGUCUGUGAAGUGUGUGGGAAAGGGUUCCAGAGAGACCAAAAUAUGCAGCUUCACAGAAGAGGGCACAAUCUGCCAUGGAAGCUAAAGCAAAGGAGCAGCAAAGAAGUGAGGAAGCGGGUGUUCGUCUGCCCGGAAAUGAGUUGCGUCCACCACCACCCGUCCCGGGCUCUCGGCGACCUCACCGGAAUCAAGAAGCACUACUUCCGGAAGCACGGCGAGAAGAAGUGGAAAUGCGAAAAAUGCUCAAAGCGCUAUGCUGUGCUAUCUGAUUGGAAAGCCCAUUCCAAGACUUGUGGGACUAAGGAAUACAGAUGUCACUGUGGUGCUCUUUUCACUAGGAAGGAUAGCUUCAUAACGCAUAGGGCGUUUUGUGAUGCAUUAGCAGAGGAGACAGCAAGACUAUCUGCAGCUUCCCAUGUUCAAAACAUGAACUACAACUUAAUUCUCAGGCCAUCAAUAAUUAGCAAUAUUGAGGAAAAUAUGAACCAAAUAAUGCAAGGGAAAGAGCAGCUUCUUCCACUAUGGAUGAGUAAGGAACCAUCUCAAGGACAAGAAAGAUCAUCAUCAUUUAUGUUUCCUAAUAGUUCUAGCAACCUCCAUCAAGAAUUCCAAUCAUUUUGUUCUGAUCCUCAUAGUAUUGUCACUUCCUGCUCAGACCCUAAUCCUGAAUCCAGAUUCCAAAUGAAUUGGGAUCUCAUUGGGUACAAGGUUGAUUCCUCAAACAAUACUAAUCAUAACAAUGCUGAUGAUGAGGAUGAGGAGUUGGAAGGAAAUGUGAUUAUCAAGGAGAAUGUGAAUCACAUGCAGGCUCAGGUAGUCACUUUGCCAUCCUUGUUUAGGAACAAGUUCCAUAACCGGUCAUCGUCCUCUUGCCAAACGCAGCCCGUCACGACAAACAUGUCGGCAACCGCUUUGCUACAGAAGGCUUCUCAAGUUGGAUCCACCACAAGUACUGACCCUUCAUUGUUCCUAGGAAGCCUAGGUUUAAAGUUUGACAGCAAUCAUGUUAUUCAUCAUCAACAUUAUGCCAGUAAGUUUUCAGCAGGAGUAUUAUCAUAUGAAGCAGCCUCAUCAGUUGUCAAUGGUCAUCAUAAUGAUAUGGAGAGCUCAGUGAAUAAUGUUUUCUCAGCUUGGGACCAAGCCCAGAUGUACCCCUCUAAGCGCAGGUACAUACAGAAUGAAGAUAGCACAGGAGGAGGAGGGCAAACUAGGGAUUUCUUGGGAGUUGGAGUACAGUCAUCAGUCUGCAACCCUUCAUCGGUUAAUAGUGGAUAUGAUCAUAUGGGAAGAAAAGAAAGAAAAGCUAAUGAGCUGCUGACAACAAAGUGGAGAGGGAUGUACGUGGAAAAUUAAAAGAGAGAGUUUGAAUAUAAUAUUUGGCAAGCUUUGAAGGGCAGAAAAGGUGGCAUUUGAGUGCUGGAAAGGGCAAAUAAAAGUUGGUCUUUGGAAAAAGAGGCUUAUAAUAUCCAAGCUAAGCUAAGUGUUGAUCAAUCAAAGGAGCUGAUGGAGAGAGAUCCCUGCAUAUUCUGCUGAACCAUCCUCAAUAUGGGUGUUCAGUUGUCUUUAUAAAAUGGUGGCUUUAAUCUUCAUGUUAAAAGGGAAGUGGAGCAGCGGGACAAAGCAAAAGGGACCCCAACCUUUUCAACUCCAUUAUUGCUGUUUUUCAUAUUUGUUCUAGCUUUUAGGUACUUUUUCAUAUUUUUUUCAUAUUUGUUCUAGCUUUUAGGUACUUGUUAACUCCAAUUCAAUUCUCUAGAUGCAAUCGUAACUACGUAGUAUAUUAUAUUUAUGCCAAAAGUCCACAAGGCAAUUAUUGCCCUCUAGCUUAGCCAGUAAGUUUCUUUUCAUGCUUAUUAUUAGUAUUAUAAAUGGCAUUUUCGCCAAUUAAACAUAUGGAGUAUUUAAUUUGUUGCAUCAACUAAAGAUGGAAAAUACGUACAGAGUAUAA